This is a messenger RNA of Arctia plantaginis, 738 nucleotides long. NCBI's taxonomy places the organism in Eukaryota, Metazoa, Arthropoda, Insecta, Lepidoptera, Erebidae. The record is from the annotation of a GenBank genome assembly.
AUGCUAUCACGCGUAGCUUUUCGUUCAGCUGCGGCUCGACAGUCCACAAGCACAGCUAUUGCGGUACGUGGCUCUGCUUCAGAUGUCUCUGGCGUUCGAGAUGAAAAGAACUUCCCAAGACCUGUGCGAGGUGAGCCUGGGAAAGUCAGGCUGGGAUUUUUGCCUGAAGAAUGGUUCCAAUUCUUUCACUCCAAGACUGGUGUGACGGGACCGUACACAUUUGGUGUUGGUUUGGUCACAUACCUCUGCAGCAAAGAGAUUUACGUCAUGGAGCACGAGUACUAUUCCGGUCUAUCAUUGCUUCUCAUGGUCUAUGUUGCUACCAAGAAAUUGGGGCCAAAAGUAGCUGCCUGGUUGGAUAAGGAAGUUGAUGCUGUUGAGAAUCAGUGGAACGAAGGCCGUAAUGAAACCAUCAAAGCCUUGGAAGAUGCUGUAAAGUCCGAAAAGGAGGCGCAGUGGCGCGCUGAGGGCCAGGAGCUCCUCAUCCAAGCCAAGAAAGAAAAUGUUCUGUUGCAGCUUGAGGCUGCGUACAGGGAGCGUCUGAUGAACACGUACAAUGAGGUGAAACGUCGCCUGGACUACCAAUUGGAGAAGACCAACCUUGAACGUCGCCUGUCCCAGAGGCAAAUGGUCGACUGGGUAGUGUCCAAUGUUACUAAAGCUAUCACUCCUGAUCAGGAGAAGCAGAACCUGGAUCGCUGCAUUGCUGAUUUGACAGCCCUAGCCGCUAGGAAGUAA